This is a messenger RNA of Medicago truncatula (barrel medic), 1281 nucleotides long. Its product is annotated as bifunctional epoxide hydrolase 2. Lineage: Eukaryota; Viridiplantae; Streptophyta; Magnoliopsida; Fabales; Fabaceae. The record is from RefSeq and is a predicted model, not a curated record. The coding region runs from base 162 to 1103 and encodes 313 amino acids. The transcript is spliced from 5 exons. Gene Ontology annotation, molecular function: catalytic activity.
AUUUGCAAAACAGCAUCUAAAUACUAAAUUUAAUCUGUCUGCAUCUGCACAUGAAGGAAAUGAGUUAGGUGCUUCAUUUGUCUUAUACCUUUGUUGAACUUUUCUCUUUUAGCCAUUAUAACUCCCUCACACACACUCACACACUUCAUCUAGCAUCAAAGAUGGAUAACAUCCAACACAGUCAUGUAGAAGUGAAGGGACUGAAGCUCCAUGUAGCUGAGAUUGGAACUGGUGAAAAAGCAGUGGUUUUCAUACAUGGAUUCCCAGAAAUAUGGUAUACAUGGCGAUACCAAAUGAUUGCUGUUGCAAAUGCUGGAUACCGUGCUAUAGCCUUUGAUUCUAGAGGCUAUGGACUCUCUGAUCAUCCAGCAGAACCAGAAAAAUCAACCAUAAUGGACCUUGUUGAUGAAGUCAAGGAUCUCUUAGAUACAUUAGGUAUCAACAAGGCUUUCCUUAUUGGUAAGGACUCUGGUGCCAUUGUAGCAAAUCUUGUACCUGCUGUCUAUCCAGAAAAAGUGGCUUCUCUCAUAACUUUAGGCAUUCCUUUCAUGAAUCCUGGUCCUUCUGCAAUCCAGAACCAUCUUCUCCCAAAAGGUUUCUACAUUACUAGGUGGCAGGAGCCUGGGAGAGCAGAAGCAGAUUUCGGCCGCUUUGAUGUCAAAUCAGUUAUAAGGAACAUCUAUAUACUCUUUUCUAAAACUGAGGUGCCAGUAGCAAGUGAUGAUCAAGAAAUAAUGGACUUGUUUAACCCAUCUACUCCCCUCCCACCAUGGUUCUCUGAGGAAGACUUAACAGCUUAUGCAUCACUGUAUGAAAAAUCUGGCUUCAGAUUUGCAUUGCAGGUUCCAUACAGGUCUCUCACAGUGGAAAGUGGCCUAAUUGAUCCUAAAGUAAAUGUUCCUGCACUGCUGAUAAUGGGUGAGAAAGACUACUGUUUCAACUUUCCCGGCAUGGAAGACUACAUCCGAAGUGGGGUGGUGAAAAAUUUUGUGCCAGACUUAGAAAUCAUUUAUAUUCCAGAAGGAAGUCAUUUUGUGCACGAACAAUUCCCAGAUGAAGUGAACAAGCUCAUCAUUGACUUCCUUGACAAACAAAGUAUCUGAUUGUGAUUGUGGUUGUAGAGGCUAAUUAAGAGUCCCAUGCUUAAUGUUGUGUGCUGGUGUGGUGUGAGUGUGUGAUUUCUAUUCUAUGCAUUGUACCUCCCAUUCCAAUAAGUAAUUUCAGCAACAACUCUGUAGGAUUUUAUUCUACAAUCAUAAAUAAAAUUUCCCCGAUAUUUUU